This is a messenger RNA of Diaporthe batatas, 3363 nucleotides long. RefSeq lists its product as uncharacterized. The record is from RefSeq and is a predicted model, not a curated record. The coding region runs from base 394 to 3144 and encodes 916 amino acids. Gene Ontology annotation, biological process: DNA-templated transcription; regulation of DNA-templated transcription. NCBI's taxonomy places the organism in Eukaryota, Fungi, Ascomycota, Sordariomycetes, Diaporthales, Diaporthaceae. The transcript has 4 exons. Gene Ontology annotation, molecular function: DNA-binding transcription factor activity, RNA polymerase II-specific; DNA binding; zinc ion binding.
GUGGCUGUUGAGUGGCCGGGAGGACGUGCUCCAGGCGUUUUAAGUUCAUCAGCAUGCACGGCAAGACCAGCCCAGAUUUCGCCUCGCCAAUGGCGGCGACUCUCUCUCCGAUGCCCAGUGGAGGUGACCGGGUGCGCGGAUCGGGCACCAAGAAUGGCUGUAUGAGGCAAAGAGAUGGUUAAAACCAGUAUGUUGGUACUCCGCAUAUCAACAUGGGCUGCCGGUGGCUUCAUCGGUUCACUGCAUCCGCCUGAAGCCUCCCGAAUCGCUCUUGUCUACCCAAUUGCAAUUCCAAGAUCCUGGAGAAAUCCGGCGAAAAAGUCGAUCGACCUGGGUUUGUGUGCCCUGUGCCGUGAAUAGAAUGGUGUAGGGUGAGAGAGAUCGGUGGUGAACAUGGGUGAAUCAGCAGCUGCAGCAAAACGUCGUACGAGACGCAUACCGGAUGAGCUUCGGAAGAGGUCCGCCCAGAGUUGCGAUCUAUGCAGGAAGCGGCGUUGCAAGUGCGUUACCGAACCCAAUGGCGUCGACUGUGUCGCUUGCAAGGGGCAGGGCCUCUCGUGCACGUUCACCCUCCCGAGGAAGACGCGCUUCUAUGGGUCCCUUGAGGAUCUGAGUGAUCGAUAUAAAUGCCUCGACGCCAUUGUUCGCGCAGCUUUCCCCAAUCACGCUGUGGCCACGGCCUCUGACCUCAUCAAGCUUGGUCAGCACCUCAACAUUGAAAUACCAGACCUGUCGGCGGAGGAACCUGAUAGUUUCGACACACUUUUAAAGGAUCGGCUCAAGAGUACAGAUGAGUCGUCAGUAAUCGGGACGCAGCCAGGUCGUCGCAAGAGUGUGGACUCGGGAUUCGACACAGGGAGAGAGACGGAUGGCCACCAUGAUGACUCCCUUGGCAAGAAAGAGGAUCCUGCUUUCCAAGACCAGAAGGUAGCACUUCUCCGGGACACCUCUGGCCAUGAACAUUACAUCGGACCUUCGGGUAGCCUGCAGUUCCUGGACCAACUGCGCCGUUUACUCAUCUCCCGAGACUCCGAGAUAUCGACGACCGGCAAUGGUCACACUACGUCUGACGGACGGGGGCCCACGGUGUCCCAGGUAAUUGACGACGGAGCUCGCUUCAAUGGAGUAUCCCAGACAACCAAUGGCGGAAUAACAGAACGCCAGGAAGUCGCACAGGUGGAGGACUCAUUAUCGCCGCAGGCUCCCAGCGCUUCAACUUCUGGACUGGCACGAACUGAUGAGAUACACGAUCUUCUAGACCAGGUCCCCAAAAGGGAGAUCGUCGAGAGCCUGCUCCCUCUAUAUUGGGCCAAUGUACAUGAUGACUUCCCUCUUUUCCACCGAGAGACUUUCGAGAAGGAGUACCAGUCUUUUCUUGGGAAUCUUGGCCAGCCUGUGAGCUACCCCUUGGCCUCAGGCGUUGCCAGGCCAGACCAUGGCUGGAUCGGAUGUCUACAUAUGAUGGUUGUUUUCGGAUCACUCUCAAGCGCAGGCCACCGCGAUGACGUUGGGUCAAAAGCAUUGCAAAAGUACUGCGUCGAUGCCACGCGGAAUCUGCUCCCACGCAUCGUCACCAACUGCUCGCUGUCAGGAGUCCAGGCACUCUUACUUCUCAGCCUAUUCCUCCAUAACGACAACGAACGCAACACUGCCUGGAACCUGGUCGGGACGGCAACCCGGAUCUGCUUCGCGCUUGGCCUUCACAGGACUGACACAGCAGAAAUCUUCUCCCCGGUUGAGAGAGAAAUCAGGAAGCGAGUAUUUUGCACCCUCUAUGGCUUCGAACAGUUUCUUGCCUCCAGUCUUGGAAGACCAAGUGGUGUCAACGAUAUUGAUGUGCAGGUAGUCCAUCCUCGAGGCGGGAUCCUCAGUGGUCGCCAACACAGCGAUGACGCCCUUGCUAUAAUGACUCUGAAGCUUAACCAAAUCCUGUCAACGUCCCGGAACCCCAGAUACGCGUCUGCAUCCACCGCACAGGCUCCACACGAAGCGCACCAGCUCUCAGUUGAAGAAGUCCUCGCGUCCUUGAAGGCAUGGAAACUUGAGUUGUCCUCUUUACAAUCACUGGACGUGCCCGUACUCGCGGAGAAGGACGACAAACUUCCUGUUCCCACUGGGUCACGGAUGGAAGCCGGCGAGCUCAAGACCCUCCUAGGGUGGCGCGACCUUCCUACUGUCCGGGAAAUACUUCUUCUCUACCUUCAGUACCACUACAUAUACAUUCUUGUCACAAGACCCUUCCUCCUGAGAAGCAUUACGGCGAGCGUCAAGACGGCCCGGACGCCCGAGUACGGACCAAGCCCUGCUAAGACGACCACGAACAAGAUCGGCCAGUUCUCGGAUUUAUGUUUCCGCCACGCUUGCCAGAUGGCCCGCCUUCUUCUGCUCCUUGACUCGUUCGGCCUCAUCCACGGGGCAUCAGGACUCGACGUGUUCUUUGCAUACUCGGCGGCCAUGGUAUUGAUCCUCCGGUCCCUCAGACUGGACGCACAAGAAGAAGGGUUGGGUACGAAGACAGAACACAUGUCAAACGGUGGAGGGAUGGGUGUAAAUCAUAACCUGAAAACCGCAAAACAGGUUGAUGAAAAGUCUCUUCUUGGGGCUUUGCGUGAUUUGAUAGUACGACUGAGGGAGCUGGUUUUGAAAGUACCGAAGUCGAGUACGAUGGAGCGAUUCGCACGAGCCAUGGUCACUUUCGAAGAGAGUGCAUACCAUGUCAAGGUCAAGGCCGAGCCGGACGACAGUGAACGCGACCCGGGAUCUUCCAUGGGUCAGCAUCAUUAUGGCUCUCACUUUUCAGGUCCCAACCUGCUGUUCCGAGGCCUCAUGGACGCAAGCUAUGGCCCGACACCUGCCAGUGAUGUGCUGGGUAUGGACCAGCCGAUGCAGAAUGGAGCCCCUGGGAUGAUGCAUGGCCAACAACACCAGUUCCUUGGAAAUGGAUGGGCGGUACCACCGUCGGCUAUGGGCACGUAUGGCAACCAGCCUAAUGGCCUCACGUCGUUCGAUUACUUGCCGGGCUUGAAUCCUUGGGGCGUGGGUGGGGACCAGAAUGCACAGCAGGGGACCGAAAUGCCGAUCUACGGAUGGGAAGACUUGGAGUCUAUGCUUGGGAAUGGGAGGAGUCAGCCCCGGAAGUUCUGACAGCCCUUCAACGGCCGCUGUCUCAACUAUUGGGGCUCGGAAGAUAAUGACACGGGCAGCACGGCUGAGUGACUUGGUUAUAUAAAUGAUUCGGAUACAUUGGUACGCUGCUAUCAUUUUGCCGCUCGACCGUAUAUACAAGUAACUGGCCUCGAGACUACCAGGUCACCUUGGGGGGCCAGUUUUGCUACCAUUUAAUUGUUGGAGUUCGCUGAUCAA